AUGAUGGCAGCAGUACCUGUCCGUUUUGUUUUAUUUGGUGAAGCACGUGAAUUGGUUAACUUAUCGGAGAGAAAUGUAAAUGUGCCGAAUAUGUUAAACUGCCGACAGCUACGACAAUUAAUAUUUCAUGAGAUAUUCAAAGAUUUGUCACCAAUCGAAGAUUGUUGCAUACUAGCUCUAAAUCAGGAAUAUGUUGAUGAUCAUAACGGAACGUUUACGAUCGCUGCGCAUUCAGAAAUCGCUGUAAUACCACCGAUAAGUGGUGGUUGA
Messenger RNA from Brugia malayi, 270 nucleotides. RefSeq lists its product as uncharacterized. NCBI's taxonomy places the organism in Eukaryota, Metazoa, Nematoda, Chromadorea, Rhabditida, Onchocercidae. Gene Ontology annotation, biological process: Mo-molybdopterin cofactor biosynthetic process. The transcript has 2 exons. The record is from RefSeq and is a predicted model, not a curated record. The coding region runs from base 1 to 270 and encodes 89 amino acids.